Molecule: messenger RNA, 729 nt
Organism: Penicillium subrubescens
Lineage: Eukaryota; Fungi; Ascomycota; Eurotiomycetes; Eurotiales; Aspergillaceae
Exons: 5
Coding region: 1-729 (242 amino acids)
Cellular component (GO): intracellular anatomical structure
Molecular function (GO): oxidoreductase activity, acting on NAD(P)H, oxygen as acceptor
Source: RefSeq, a predicted model, not a curated record
AUGCCUGCCAGUGAUUUCAGCUGGCAGAUCACUCUAGCCCAAAAGGUCGUUGCGAUCACUGGGGUUAACCGGGGAAUUGGCCUGGGCAUUGCUGAAGUGUGUCUCGCCAAUGCUGCCAAGAUGGUCUACUCGCUGGACAUGAUGGAGCCCGUUGAAGAAUUUGAGGCCCUGAAAAAGCGAUUCUCCAAUUUUCAAUACCUUCAGACCGAUGUCAUAGAAAACGCUAUCAACAAAAUUGUGGAAGAGACUGGCCGUAUUGAUGGCUUGGUUGCCAAUCCCGGCAUGACGAAGCACCAGCGAGCCUUGAACUUCGACCGUUCUCAGCUGGACAAGCUGUUCAAUCUCAAUGUCUAUGGUGCCUACUUUUGCGCCCAGAUCGCUGCUCGCAAGUUCAUCGAACUUGGAAUCAAGGGAUCUAUUGCCGCACCCUCCGCACCUUACGGCGCUACCAAGGCAGCUGUUCGCAACAUGUGCCACACUCUCGCCAUGGAAUGUAGUCAACACGGUAUCCGCGUCAACAGUAUUUCCCCCGGUUUUGUCCGAACAGCCAUGACCUACUACGUCGAGAAAUCUCCGGAUUGGGAUCUCAAGAUGCAGUACUAUGGUGGUAUGCCUCGUUUGGCCGACCCUCGAGAGCUCGGCGGUGCCUACGUCUACCUGUUGAGCGAUGCCAGUUCAUAUACCACGGGUAUUGACAUUCCGAUUGCGGGUAUCGUGGGUGCGUGGUAA